Molecule: messenger RNA, 4104 nt
Organism: Candidozyma auris
Lineage: Eukaryota; Fungi; Ascomycota; Pichiomycetes; Serinales; Metschnikowiaceae
Gene: PGA63
Product: Pga63p
Exons: 1
Coding region: 1-4104 (1367 amino acids)
Biological process (GO): endoplasmic reticulum to Golgi vesicle-mediated transport; endoplasmic reticulum organization; COPII-coated vesicle cargo loading
Cellular component (GO): endoplasmic reticulum exit site; COPII vesicle coat
Molecular function (GO): structural molecule activity; protein binding
Source: RefSeq, a predicted model, not a curated record
AUGAAAAUUAAAGAUAUCACACGUACUUCCACGUUUGCCUGGAGUUCAGACGUGAUCCCCUUGUUGGCUACCGGCUCUGUCGCCGGAGCGGUAGACUUGGACUUUUCGGCGUCGUCCAGUCUUGAGAUAUUUGACGUCUUUGUUGCUGGUCACGAACCAAUCUUCAGUGCCACAUUAGAGAACAAGUUUCAUGCUCUCGCGUGGCUGCAGCCUUUUGGCAACUACGCUAGAGGUUUGUUGGUGGGUGCUUUCGAAACUGGUCUUGUGGAAUUUUGGGACGCCGAAAAACUCAUCAAAACCAGGUCCUUGGAAGGUUCUUCCGUCUUUAAAUCUUCAAAACACACCGGUGCAGUCAAGUGCUUGGCAUUCAACCCUCACCAAAAACACAUUCUCGUGUCUGGUGGUCAAAAGGGAGAAAUACUCAUUUGGGAUGCUUCCACUUUUUCUGAACCGUAUUCCCCGGGAAGAUCCAUGGUCCCAUUGGAUGAAAUUACAUCUGUGGCUUGGAACAACUCCAAAUCUCAUAUUUUGGCUUCUACUUCAAGCAGUGGUUAUACCAGUAUUUGGGAUCUGAAAGCUAAGAAGGAGUUGUUGCACAUGCUGUACAACGGCCCUCUCGGUAAGGCAGAUUUUUCCCAAGUCGCUUGGCAUCCACACCAAUCUACAACAUUAGUCACCGCCAGUCAGAGUGAUACAUGCCCUGCAAUAAUGAAGUGGGAUUUGAGGAACAAUAAUGAACCAGAAAAGGUUCUAAUGGGUCAUGAAAAGGGCGUCUUGUCUUUGGACUGGUGCUCCAGAGAUGACGGUCUUUUGCUUUCUUCUGGGAAAGACAACUCAAUGAAGUUGUGGAACCCUAUGACAGGAGAGAAACUUGGCGACUUUGCUCCCGCCGCAAACUGGACAUUUUUAGCUCGCUUCGCCCCUCGUGCACCUGACGUGAUCGCUUCCGCUUCCUUCGACGGGAAGAUUGUCGUUCAGUCGUUACAAGACACAUCCCCACCAGUUACCCAGAAUGUGAAGUCCGCUGACGAUAAUAACUUUUGGGAGAAUCUUUCUACUAAUGAGCACCUGCAACCUCUGUUUGUUUUAAAGCAAGCACCACAGUGGCUCAAAAGACCUUGCUCUGCAUCAUUUGGCUUUGGCUCAAAGCUUGUUACCGUUAGAACGGUGAACGGCAAGUCCUCGGUAAGCAUCUCCAAUAUGGUGGGCGGAAAGACACUCAUUGCUGACAAACUUACUGAGGCUCUCAGAAACGAUGACUUCUCUGAACUCAUAGCUGAAAAGAUCAGAGAGCACCCUACUGACGUAUCUGAUUGGCAAAUCUUAGAUAAUUUGUCGAAGCAUGGAAAGGACCAUUUCCUCAAGGAUAUCUUGGAAGGUUCAAAGUUAGACUUAGACGACAAGCCAGCUCCAUCUGAUAUACCCGACAAAACUGAUAAUGCAGACGAGGAUGACUUUUUCGCAAACUUGUCCAAUGACGUCAAGAAGCAGUCUCUUGCCUCUGCUGAAGCAUUUGCUCCUAGCGGUCCUUUCAAAAUUUUGAGUGAUUCUGACGGGGAACAGGAUGCCGUUUUGGCAAGGCUUAUCUUAUGCAACAAAAUCAGUGAGGCUGUUGAUAAAUGCUUGGAACAGGGCAAGUUGUUGGAAGCGUUAGUUCUUUCCUUAGAUCAGGAUGAGAGCGUGAAGAGCAAAGUGAAAGCGCGCUAUUUCAAGGAAACUCAUUACGAUGUCUUGUCUCGUUUGAUCUACUCGGCAUCUUCGAGAAGUGUCGUUGACCUUGUUGCCAACGCUGAUAUCACAAAUUGGAAGGAGAUUGCAUCGAGCAUAUCCGCUUACUGCACAGACAAGACAGAAUUCAAUGCAAAGAUUGUCGAGCUUGGCGACCGUAUCCUAUCAGCAAACCAAUCUCCUGCAGACCGUCGGAAUGCAUUGGAAUGCUACUUAGCCGGCGAAGCAUUAGACAAAGUUGCAGCCCUUUGGUUGAGAGAGCUUCCAUCGGAAACUCUCGCUGGCAUCAGUACCGAAGAUGCUACUCCUUUAGAUGCCAAGUUUGCUACGUUAAGCGGCUUCGUGGAGAAGCUUUCAGCUUACCGUUCUCUUUCCAAAAUCACUAGCCCACUUUCAGGACCUGCAAUCGAGCCAACUUGCAAUGCCAUCUUUGAAUUCGCAACAUUGGCAUCUACCAGCGGAAAUUUUGAACUAGCCCGUGCAUUUUUAUCUAUUCUUCCAGAGAACUAUGAUGGCCUAGUGGCAGAGAAGGAGCGUAUUAACAAGGCGACUGAGCUUCCAGCGCAAAAGGUUACUCAGGGACGUGGUAGAAUCACAAGUGGCGUCCAGAAUGGUAGAUAUGGCGCUAAAUCCCCUGCAAAGCCGUUCAACCCUUUGGCGAACAACGCAACUCCAGCUUUCAACGGUGGGGCUCCUGGUGCACCAUACGCUCGUCCCCCUCCGGCAGCCGGAAUGCAACAGAAGUAUGGUUCCAUGCCUCCCGCAACCGCAUCCUCUGUUCAACCUCCUCGUACACAAGCGAAUCCAUAUAGCAGAAGCUCCUCCUUUGCUAGGCCUGCUGCGGCUGCGGUGGCUCCGCCUGUCAAUGCUUAUGCUCCACAACCUCAUGAGAAUCCGGUCGGUGUGCCACCAUUUGGAAAUGCAGCUAAUCCUUACACACCAGUGCAGCCAGCAUACUCUACCUUUUCCCCACCAACCUCUUCACUUUCAGGACCAAAUGUGAAGGAAGAAACUGAUGGAUGGAACGACUUGCCCGACUCCUUCAAAGCGAAGUCGACAGCUAGACGUGGCACGCCCGCAGCAGCAGCUGUGGUUUCCCCAAGGGCUCCAGCACAACCAUUGGCAUCUGCUUCUUCGGCUCCCCCUAUCAGAAAAGCUCAGCCUCAGACUGCCCCUUCAAUGGGACCACCACCACCACGGGCGUCCUCAAGACAACCCUCGCAAGCUAGCAGCCCAAGAAGGACCCCUGCCACACGCCAAGCUUCCAUGAAUCAUAAGUAUGCUCCACCUCCAAAUGCUAUUCAAAUGCCUCCGCAGAAUGGGUUGUCGGCGACUGGAAGUAAGGCGAGUACUCCACUGGGUCCACCAAAGAAUCCCUACGCUCCUCCCGCUAAUGCAAACCCACCACCCCCCAAGGUUUCGGCUGUUCAACCACCAACUCAAAAUUUCUCUACAGCUGUGUCACUGAACACCAUUUCGCAGACUCCGGCUCAACCUCCAAGCAAUCCAUAUGCGCCAACGCCAACAGGUUCCGCUCAACCCCGUAGCAACCCGUAUGCGCCACCGCAAAAGCAAGCAUCUCAACCUCCACAGAAUCCUUAUGCUCCUUCAUCGGGUGCUAGGGGUCCAAACGGUCAGUACUCUACACCGGCGUCCGCUCGCACAAGCAGAAAGCCAUCGAUGGGAAAUGUCUUGGGUCCUCCACCCUCUAGGCCACAAGCUAAGACCGGAUCACCAUCUGUAGGACCACCGCCUACCAAAGCACAAGCACAAGCACAAGCACAAGCACAGUCUCAUGCUCCUCCCGCACCAGCUUCCGCGUCCAUGGUACCGGCGCCACAGGUGAUGGGAUCGCACGCUAUGACAGGAAAUACUACAACAGCCCCUCCUCCUCACCGUAACCCAUCGACUGCUGCAGCGCAGGCGCCAAACUCUAAUGCGCCACCACCACCUCCUCAAGCAGCACCAGCUGUUCCACCUCAAUCGGCACCGCAGACUCAAAGCUCUGCUCAACCUGCUCAGAAUGGGGACGUGGGAAGGCCUAGCCUUGCUGAUGAAGAAAUUAGGGCCAUAAUGAACACAUUCACCAAUUACAAGGACAAGAUCAAGCCUGCUGCUCCUGCAAAGUACGAGAAACACGUCAUCGACAUGGAGAAAAGACUCAACAUUUUGUUCAACCAUUUGAGAAAAAAUGAUUUGCUUUCACCAGAGACGGUGAAGAACUUGAAGGAUGUUGCCGCAUCGUUGGAGAGUAAGCAAUGGACAACGGCUUCCAAUAUAAACCUUGGUAUAUCGCAAUCGCAUCCUAACGAGACUGGUGCAUGGCACGUUGGUGUUAAGCGCUUGAUCACUUUUGCAGAAGCCUUUGAUGCUUAG